GUAUCAGACUCUCCCCCAGGUUGCGGGCCCAUAAGCAUGUCCACAGAUGACAGUAUCUCUGAGGAUGUGUCCAGCCUGGGGGCCCUGAGCCACUGCCAUGCCGAUGCCAACGGGGAAGGGGGUAAGGAGAGUGAGUCCUCAGAGGGCACCUCAGCAGCCUCUGGCCUGGGGCUGGGACUUGAACUUGGGUUGGGGCUGGCCAGGACAGAGGAACGCAACACCACCUCCAAGACUGCAGGGGGAACCGUAGAUGGGAGAGCUGAAGACAUCACACCAGCAUGCAGUCUCCCCAACAAGAUCAGGUGUGUGAAGACUGUGGACUCUGACUAGAGGUGUCAGUGUAGGAGGUUUCGAAAUAAGUGUGCUACAUUGAGUAAUCCAACCUAGUCCCUUUUCCUGACUCCUGUGUACUGUGUUCCCUAGGAGCCUGUGUCUGAGUACGGAGGAGGCCUUUGGGCCUGGCAAGAGCCUCCCCUUCAUCAACCCCUCCUCCCUGGAGACCCUCAGAGCCUUGGUCCAGGAGAUCCAGAGUAGUGGGGAGACUGACCCGGAGAUGUGGAAGGACUGUGAGGUAGGAAUGUGUCUGUGUUCUUGUGUAACUGCAAGGGUAGGAUGGACAACAGACAAAUCAAUAUAUAGGAUACUAUAUAUUUAGUGUGGAAGGGCUGCCAAGUAGUAAUACAGCCACUGAUAGAGAAAUGUCUGUGGCAGUUAGUAUGUCAGAGAAGUUUGUGUGAUUGUGUGUGUGUGUGUGUUCUCUGAACUACUCCCUGCGAAGGGUGAUGCUGGGGUUAGCUGGUGUGGUCAUUAUUCUCCUGCAGCACGUUGGGCAGCCGGCAGUCUCAUCCCUCCUCUGUCGCUUCUGCUGUCCCUGUGGAUCUCAGCUGACAGCACACACACACUUGGUCCCCAGACUGCACACAACACACAACUGCAGCUGAUCUCUUCAGACAGGACAUGAUUUGUGGGGAAUAGACAACGGUGAGGCUGGCAGCAGUGCCACCUCAUCUCACACAGAAGAAAACACACUGGAGAGAAUGUACUGUAUUCCCCAGCUUUAAAUACAGGGAUCUAAAUCAGGGCGAUAUGGACAAAAAUCCAUACCGUGAUAAAUUACCUGAACUGAUCCGAUAACAAUAAAUAGAACGAUAAGUUUAUAACAUUAAUGUGCACCACUUUUAUUUAUGUAUUACCCUUUAAACUACUACUACUAGUUUGAUUGUUGUAGCCAUCAAUUGUUCCAUUAACAAUCACCAAUAUUAGCACAUUUAUUUCAUUUCCAACUUCACAUUUCACUUGUAUAGGCUACUUGUCGUAAUGAUCGAUAUCAGCAAAAUGCCUGCAUCCCAGCUCUACAGGGAUCUUUCCCAAUUACCUUAAUAACCUCCUGCCCUCUUUUCUCAUUCAUCUUUCCUGAUCUGAAAACACAGGCUAGAUUACUUUUGAGAUGCAACCCAUACCCAAAUCUGUUACUGUGCCCAGAAAAGAUGAACAUUUAACCUAUAUAUGAAUAUGUGCAAACAGCUGAGUCUCAUAAAAAGGGAAUCGGUGAGUUUCUUAUGGGCUGUAAUAUCAGCUCCCUGGGUGCUUGGCAUAGUACAACUUCUUCACCUUUCUCACAUCAUAACUGGAGCACCUCCCCCCCCCCACACACACAGACCCCUGCUGCGAGCCUAACUCACAGCUGUGACACUUCUUCCCUCCAAUCAGAACAUUUUACUGUUUUCCAUAUUCACAUUCACACUGGAAAUGUGCCCAAAACUCGUAAGAGGAAAUCUUUUCAAAUGCUUUCUGGAUUUCACUGUACUAUACAGACCUUAUGUUGAAGAUGUGUAUGUGUCUUUGUUCAACAGGGCCGAUGGCUGCAUCUGUUCCAGCUAGUAGAGAAACAGUACCAAGAACAGAUCCUGGCUCAGCAAGAACAGUACCAGUGCCAAAUACAGGUCUGUAUUACUAUUUGAGUGUGUGUGACUAGUGCCAAAUACAGCUCUGAACUAUACUUCAAGAAUCCCUGAAAAUACAUGUUAUGAUGCCUGUUUACACUGUGAUUAUUUUCCUCCUCCAGCUGAUUCAGGAUGAGAUCAAAGCCUUGGUUCAGCUCCAGAACCGCCAGACCAGCACACAGAUGCACCACGAUUACCCAUAUACCCCUACUGCUACCACUAACACACAGACACAUCACAAUUACCCAUCUACUCUGUCUACUGUCACACAGACACACCCAGACUACACCUCUUCCGCUGUUGUUACUACCAACCACCCUUCACCCUCCACGGACCUUCCCAAUGGGAACUCGCCUCUCUCUGCUCCCCCCACCUCCCUCUCUGCCCCACAACCCGUUCUGAGCCUCACCUUCCCUCUACCCCCAUCCCCUCGGCCAGGGCCGGUCACCCCAAGAGAGAGGUGGGCUGAGGGGGCAGGGACGGUGCUGAGCAGUGGGUACGGGACCCUGUCAGCCUGGGGGUCAUGGCUGGAGGGGACAAAGACUCCGGGGGGAGUAGAGGAGAGAGGCCGGGGUAUAGAGGAGCCUGGCUGGUCCCUUCACCUCCAGGACUACACAGAGACCAUUCUGAUUGGCCAGGAGGGUCAGCAGAGGAGUGCCUCGGCCAAUGAGGUGGCUCCUAGAGACAAUCCUAGUACACCACCUGAGCAGCAGAGAACCUCCAGCCAACCGCUGACCACUUGGGCUCAAAGACAGAGACGCAGCAAACCCAAGAAGAGCAGGGUGGGGCAGGCCCAACCUCCCCUGGCCUCCCCCUCACCCCUCCAGGCCCCGUCCCCGGGCCAGAGCGGCCCUCAGACCUCUUCCUCCCAGGAGCAGCAGCCCUGCCCCAGGCAGAGCCCUAGAGACAGCCCCCUGGAGAACACUGACCUCCAGGACCAGGUACACCUAACACCAGACAACACACACCUGCCAGUUCCGUUUUAAUUUAUAGUAGCUGGAUAAAAUGAUGUAAAACUCUUUGGAUUACUAGACUCAGUAUAGUGCUCUGGCAUUUUGUUUCAUCACCUUGUAUUUUGUCUGUGUGUGUCACUGUGUUUGUCCGGCUUUAUAUGGGUCACAGUCAGUUGAAACAGGAUUCCUUGUGGGGAAGCAUUUUGAAAAGGAUAAGAGUAAAGACUGGAGUAAGCUUUGGGUCUCAUUCUCUCUCCUCUCCUCUGUUCAUGUCUCUUCGCUCUGCUUUCAGCAUGGGUCGGCUGCUACCUUCAAUAACUCCUUCCCUCUGAAGAGAAGUGACAGCCUCAUGUCCGAGGCCUCAGGUAACGACACACACACACAGACACAGGCCUCUUUGUAUUCGCUUUAAACAUUGGCCUACAUGCUGAGAGCUCUUGUCACCUUGUUGAAUAACACUGUUGCCUUUGCUUGAGCAGCAGUUCUGAAAUGCGGUCAAAGCAAUAAUGCUAAGUGCUUGUAGUAACGUAGUUAUAAAGCAGAAUAGUAUUUAGGUAUUUUAUCAGGAUCCCCAUUACAUUUUACAUUUACGUCAUUUAGCAGACGCUCUUAUCCAGAGCUUUUGCAAAAGUAGCAGUUACUCUUCCUAGGAUCCACACAAAACAUGAAACAUGACAUAAUACAGAAUAUUACUAGACAAGAACAGCUCAAGGACAGAACUACAUAAAACAUUUUAAAGGUUGUUAUAAUGUAGUAAUACGUGUCUGCUUCUUGUCCUUCAGGUCUGACGUACUGGCGCCUGGAUGAAAGUGAGCUCUACCGCCCCCUACCUGACAGCUUCGACAGUGGAGCCUACCUCCUGCUGCAGGAGGCAUCUAUCAGUCUGGUAGGUGAAGGACAAAAAGACAACCCAAACUUGUUCCAUCUAAAUACAGUGUUUGUUUUCAUUGUGCUGAAAAAGUUAGUCUCUUCAGCAUCUACAUUAGGGGAAUCCCACAAAUGUGCAGACCUCAAUCCCAAGUAAAUAAAAACAAAUUGGACCACCUCCCUCCAUUGUAUUAGUUUGUUGUGUGUCUCUCUCUGUGUCUCCCAGACCUCUCCAGAGGACCAGAAGCUGUCUCUCAGAGAGAUCUACCACAACAAGCAGAGAACUACUGAAUCUAAACAUUGGGACCGCUCUCUCACCUGCAGCCCCACGUCACCACAGGUAUACACAUACACACACCGGGGUUGGGCGGUAUCCAGAUUUUCAUACCGUUUCUGUACCAUACCAGGGUAUAAGGUAUUACCAUAAGUGCACACAAGGGGUGCUAUAAAAAAAGAAUCAAGCUAUCUAGUUACAGUGCCUUCGGAAAGUAUUCAGACCCCUUGACUUUUUCCACAUUUUGUUACAUUACAGCCUUAUUCUAAAAUGGAUGAAAUAAAACAAUUUCCUCAUCAAUCUACACAGAAUACCCCAUAAUGACAAAGCGAAAAUAGGUUUUUAGAUUGUUUUGCAAAUUUAUUAAAAACAAAAAACAGAAAUACCUUAUUUACAUAAGUAUUCAGACCCUUUGCUAUGAGACUCGAAAAAUGAGCUCAGGUGCACCCUGUUUCCAUUGAUCAUCCUUGAGCUGUUUCUACAACUUGAUUGGAGUCCACCUGUGGUAAAUGUAAUUUUAAAUGAUUUGGAAAGGCACACACCUGUCUAUAUCAGGUCCCACAGUUGACAGUGCAUGUCAGAGCAAAAACCAAGCCAUGAGGUCGAAGGAAUUGUCCGUAGAGCUCCGAGACAGGAUUGUGUCGAGGCACAGAUCUGGGGAAGGGUACCAAAACAUUUCUGCAGCAUUGAAGGUCCACAAGAACACAGUGGCCUCCAUCAUUCUUAAAUGGAAGAAGUUUGGAACCACCAAGACUCUUCCUAGAGCUGGUCGCCUGGCCAAACUGAACAAUCGGGGGUGAACAAGAACCAAAGGCUCAUUAUUGGGUAUUGUGUGUAGAUUGAGGACAUAUCUUUUCUUAAAAAUCCAUUUAGAAUAAGGCUGUAACAUAACAAAAUGUGGAAAAAGUAAAGGGGUCUGAAUACUUUCCAAAUGCACUGUACAUCUACAGUGGGGAGAACAAGUAUUUGAUACACUGCCGAUUUUGCAGGUUUUCCUACUUACAAAGCAUGUAGAGGUCUGUCAUUUUUAUCAUAGGUACACUUCAACUGUGAGAGACGGAAUCUAAAACAAAAAUCCAGAAAAUCACAUUGUAUUAUUAAGUAAGUAAUAAUUUGCAUUUUAUUGCAUGACAUAAGUAUUUGAUCACCUACCAACCAGUAAGAAUUCCAGCUCUCACAGACCUGUUAGUUUUUCUUUAAGAAGCCCUCCUGUUCUCCACUCAUUACCUGUAUUAACUGCACCUGUUUGAACUCGUUACCUGUAUAAAAGACACCUGUCCACACACUCAAUCAAACAGACUCCAACCUCUCCACAAUGGCCAAGACCAGAGAGCUGUGUAAGGACAUCAGGGAUAAAAUUGUAGACCUGCACAAGGCUGGGAUGGGCUACAGGACAAUAGGCAAGCAGCUUGGUGAGAAGGCAACAACUGUUGGCGCAAUUAUUAGAAAAUGGAAGAAGUUCAAGAUGACGGUCAAUCACCCUCGGUCUGGGGCUCCAUGCAAGAUCUCACCUCGUGGGGCAUCAAUGAUCAUGAGGAAGGUGAGGGAUCAGCCCAGAACUACACGGCAGGAACCGGUCAAUGACCUGACGAGAGCUGGGACCACAGUCUCAAAGAAAACCAUUAGUAACACACUACGCCGUCAUGGAUUAAAAUCCUGCAGCGCACGCAAGGUCCCCCUGCUCAAGCCAGCGCAUGUCCAGGCCCGUCUGAAGUUUGCCAAUGACCAUCUGGAUGAUCCAGAGGAGGAAUGAGAGAAGGUCAUGUGGUCUGAUGAGACAAAAAUAGAGCUUUUUGGUCUAAACUCCACUCGCCGUGUUUGGAGGAAGAAGAAGGAUGAGUACAACCCCAAGAACACCAUCCCAACCGUGAAGCAUGGCGGUGGAAACAUCAUUCUUUGGGGAUGCUUUUCUGCAAAGGGGACAGGACGACUGCACUGUAUUGAGGGGAGGAUGGAUGGGGCCAUGUAUCGCGAGAUCUUGGCCAACAACCUCCUUCCCUCAGUAAGAGCAUUGAAGAUGGGUCGUGGCUGGGUCUUCCAGCAUGACAACGACCUGAAAACACACAGCCAGGGCAACUAAGGAGUGGCUCCGUAAGAAGCAUCUCAAGGUCCUGGAGUGGCCUAGCCAGUCUCCAGACCUGAACCCAAUAGAACGUCUUUGGAGGGAGCUGAAAGUCCGUAUUGCCCAGCGACAGCCCCGAAACCUGAAGGAUCUGGAGAAGGUCUGUAUGGAGGAGUGGGCCAAAAUCCCUGCUGCAGUGUGUGCAAACCUGGUCAAGACCUACAGGAAACGUAUGAUCUCUGUAAUUGCAAACAAAGGUUUCUGUACCAAAUAUUAAGUUCUGCUUUUCUGAUGUAUCAAAUACUUAUGUCAUGCAAUAAAAUGCAAAUUAAUUACUUAAAAAUCAUACAAUGUGAUUUUCUGGAUUUUUGUUUUAGAUUCCGUCUCUCACAGUUGAAGUGUACCUAUGAUAAAAAUUACAGACCUCUACAUGCUUUGUAAGUAGGAAAACCUGCAAAAUCGGCAGUGUAUCAAAUACUUGUUCUCCCCACUGUAUAUACAGUACCAGUCAAAAGGUUGGACACACCUACUCAUUCCAGGGUUUUUCUUUAUUUUUUACUAUUUUCUACAUUGUAGAAUAAUAGUGAAGACAUCAAAGCUAUGAAAUAACACAUAUGGAAUCAUGUAAUAACCAAAAAACUAUUAAACAAAUCAAAAUAUAUUUGAGAUUCUUCAAAUAGCCACCCUUUGCCUUGAUGACAGCUUUGCACACUCUUGUCAUUCUCUCAACCAGCUGCAUGUGGUAGUCACCUGGAAUGCAUUUCAAUUAACAGGUGUGCCUUCUUAAAAGUUAAUUUGUGGGAUUUCUUUCCUCCUUAAUGCGUUUGAGCCAAUCAGUUGUGUUGUGACAAGGUAGGGGUGGUAUACAGAAGACAGCCCUAUUUGGUAAAAGACCAAGUCCAUAUUAUGGCAAGAACAGCUCAAAUAAGCAAAGAGAAACAACAGUCCAUCAUUACUUUAAGACAUGAAGGUCAUUCAAUCCGGAACAUUUCAUGAACUUUGAAAGUUUCUUCAAGUGCAGUCGCAAAACCAUCAAGCGCUAUGAUGAAACUGGCUCUCAUGAGGACCGCCACAGGAAUGGAAGACCCAGAGUUACCUCUGCUGCAGAGGAUAAGUUCAUUAGAGUUACCAGCCUCAGAAAUUGCAGCCCAAAUAAAUGCUUCACAGAGUUCAAGUAACAGACACAUCUCAACAUCAACUGUUCAGAGGGGACUGUGUGAGUCAGGCCUUCAUGGUCGAAUUGCUGCAAAGAAACCACUACUAAAGGACACCAAUAAGAAGAAGACUGGCUUGGGCCAAGAAACACGAGCAAUGGACAUUAGACCAGUGGAAAUUUGUCUUUUGGUCUGGAGUCCAAAUUGGAGAUUUUUGGUUCCAACCGCUGUGUCUUUGUAAGACGCGGUGUGGGUGAACGGAUGAUCUCCGCAUGUGUAGUUCCCACUGUAAAGCAUGGAGGAGGAGGUGUUAUAUGUGGGGUUGCUUUGCUGGUGACACUGUCUGUGAUUUAUUUAGAAUUCAAGGCACACUUAACCAGCAUGGCUACCACAGCAUUCUACAGCGAUACGCCAUCCCAUCUGGUUUGGGCUUAGUGGGACUAUCAUUUGAUUUUAAACAGGACAAUGACCCAACACACCUCCAGGCUGUGUAAGGGCGAUUUUACCAAGAAGGAGAGUGAUGGAGUGCUGCAUCAGAUGACCUGGCCUCCACACGCGUAAAAAGGAUGGGGUGGGGGGGCAGUGCAAAUAUUCCGGGUAGCCAUGAUUAGCUGUUCAGGAGUCUUAUGGCUUGGGGGUAGAAGCUGUUGAGAAGUAUUUUGGACCUAGACUUGGCACUCCGGUACCGCUUGCCGUGCGGUAGCAGAGAGAACAGUCUAUGACUAGGGUGGCUGGAGUCUUUGACAAUUUUGAGGGCCUUCCUCUGACACCGCCUGGUAUAGAGGUCCUGGAUGGCAGGGAGCUUUGCCCCAGUGAUGUACUGGGCCGUACGCACUACCCUCUGUAGUGCCUUGCGGUCAGAGGCCAAGCAGUUGCCAUACCAGGCGGUGAUGCAACCAGUCAGGAUGCUCUCGAUGGUGCAGCUGUAGAAUUUUUUGAGGAUCUGAGGACCCAUGCCAAAUCUUUUUAGUCUCCUGAGGGGGAAUAGGCUUUGUCGUGCCCUCUUCACGACUGUCUUGGUGUGUUUGGACCAUGAUAGUUCGUUGGUGAUGUGGACACCAAGGAACUUGAAGCUCUCAAUCCCCUGACCUCAACCCAAUUGAUAUGGUUUGGUAUGAGUUGGACCGCAGAGUGAAGGAAAAGCAGCCAACAAGUGCUCAGCAUAUGAGGGAACUACUUCAAGACUGUUGGAAAAGCAUUGCAGGUGAAGCUGGUUGAGAGAAUGCCAAGAGUUUGCAAAGCUGUCAUCAAGGCAAAGGGUGGCUAUUUGAAGAAUCUCAAAUAUAAAAUAUAUUUUGAUUUGUUUAACACUUUUUUGUUUACUACAUGAUUCCAUAUGUGUUAUUUAAUAGUUUGGAUGUCUUCACUAUUAUUCUACAAUGUAAAAAAUAGUAAAACAUUUUUUAAAUCCUGGAAUGAGUAGGUGUGUCCAAACCUUUGACUGGUAGUGUAUAUAUAUACUUGUUUUUUGUUGUUUCUCAAAACAAUUUGGGCAACAGGGAUCUUUAUCCAGGAGGGGAUUGAAUGUCUCUGCUGUACCCAAGAAGGUUGAUCUUGACAUCCAUCCACUAGCAAGUUAGCAAACUAAUUCAUAGCUGGAGCCCUGAACUGGAUGUAAUUUAUUUGACAGAUCUUCAAUUUCUUUUAGUUAUACUUAACUUAUAGUUAUAAACAGUGGCGUAGCACACGCCCUCACAGCCACCACGAGGCGGGGGUGUCCCCAACCCACAGUUUUGAAAAUCCUACUGUCGGUAUUUCAAAAUACCCCGGUAUAUGAUAUAAACGUGAUAUAGCCUAACACACACACACACACACACACACUUAACCCUUCUCUCUGCUCCUCUCUCUGUUCUAGGUGUUAACUCUAGAUCCCAGCAUUCAGCUCCGUCAAUCAGAUCGAACCUCCGGUUUCACCUCGCCCUCCCACUUCAGCAGCCCCUCUUACCCCACCCAGCCGCACCUCUACCCCCGCGUUGACACCUCCGUCAGCCCAGACAGCAUGGCCGAGGGCAGUGCCAACCCCGGGGACACAGACUGCACCUCCAACGCCUCCAGCCUCUCUGCGGUCGCACCUAACCUAUCCAGAGUGGCCUCUGCUCGGAUAAAACUGGCCCUGUCGUCCCCCUCAACCUCCAAGCCCAGCAGCCAGCAACGUAAGGCCUUAGCCACUCAGGCCAGCGAGGAGGAGGGGAGCCGCACACACACCAGCACCCUGAAGCAACUGUCUGGGAGGCAGACGCACUCACACACACUCUCCCAGGGCAGCCCUCGUAUGGAGAAAGCGGCGUCACUGGAAGACCCUGUGGUUGUCUCUCUGUGAGUGUCCAGAGGGCUGGUUAUGUUUUUAUAUUUUGGCUCACACGGGUGUCAUGCACCCAAAACAUAUGAGGGGCACAAAGUCCCUGAGGAUAGCUGGGGGGGUGGAGAAGUUGCAAUCAAGAGCCAUAACCAUGCUUAAUUUUAUGUAAAAAAAUAUGUUUAUUUUUCUGCAUAUCUAAGCAUACCUCUUGAGCUGUGUGUAUCCUCCUGACUGGUGGUUAUUUUUUUAAAGAAACUAAAUUGUGAACCUAUCUGGGCUAGCUAUAGCCAACUUCCAUAAAAUUGCUAUAUGGCUAGUAGUAUUACAGAGAAUCAACAAAUUAAACCCUUUAAAAAGAAACAAUUUUAUUCGGCAAAUCAGAGGGGGCACGUCGCCUCUGGGGCCACACUAAUAUUAUUCUAAAAUUGAUUAAAUAAAUAAAAAUUCUCAGCAAUCUACACACAAUACCCCAUAAUGACAAAUCAAAACAGGUUUUUAGAAAUGUUUGCAAAUUUCUAAAAAAUUAAAAACAGAAAUACCCUAUUUACAUAAGUAUUCAGACUCUUCACUAUGAGACUCAAUUGAGCUCAGGUGCAUCCUGUUUCCAUUGAUCAUCCUUGAGAUGUUUCUACAACUUGAUUGGAGUCCACCUGUGGUAAUUUCAAUUGAUUGGACAUGAUUUGGAAUGGCACACACCUGUCUAUAUAAGGUUGACUGCAUGUCAGAGCAAAAACCAAGCCAUGAGGUCGAAGGAUCUGGGGAAGGGCACCAAAAAAUUUCUGCAGCAUUGAAGGUCCCCAAGAAUACAGUGGCCUCCAUCAUUCUUAAAUGGAAGAAGUUUGUAACCACCAAGACUCUUCCUAGAGCUGGCCACCUGGCCAAACUGAGCAAUCGGGGGAGAAGGGCCUUGGUCAGGGAGGUGACCAAGAACCCAAUGGUCACUCUGACAGAGCUCUAGAGUUCCUCUGUGGAGAUGGGAGAACAUUCCAGAAGGACAACCAUCUCUGCAGCACUCCACCAAUCAAGCCUUUAUGGUAGAGUGGCCAGAUGGAAUUAACUCCUCAGUAAAAGGCAUAUGACAGCCCGCUUGGAGUUUGCCAAAAGGCACUUAAAGACUCAGACCAUGAGAAAUAAGAUUCUCUGGUCUAACGAAACCAAGAUUGGACUCUUUGGCCUGAAUGCCAAGCGUCACGUCUGGAGGAAACCUGGCACCAUUUCUACGGUGAAGCAUGGUGGUGGCAGCAUCAUGCUGUGGGGAUGUUUUUCAGCGGCAGGGACUGGGAGACUAGUCAGGAUCGAGGCAAAGAUUAAUGGAGCAAAGUGCAGUCGUGGUCAAAAGUUUUGAUAAUGACACACAAAUACAAAACUUAUUUUCACAAAGUCUGCUGCUCAUGUUAAUUAUGGCUAAUUUUGCAUAUACUCCGAGAAUGUUAUGAAGAGUGAUCAGAUGAAUUCCAAUUAAUUGCAUAGUCCCCUCUUUUUGCCAUGAAAAAUUGAACUUAAUUCCCCAAAAACAUUUCCCUGCAAUUUCAAGCCCUUCCACAAAAGGACCAGCUGACAUCAUGCAUUCAGUGAUUGUCUCGUUAACCACUUUGAGAGUGUUGAGAAGGACAAGCUGGAGAUCACUCUGUCCAUGCUGAUUGAGUUAGAAUAACAGACGGGAAGCUUUAAAAGGAGGGUGGUGCUUGCAAAUCAUUGUUCUUCCUUCUGUUUAAGAGGCGGGUGGACCAACAAAACACCACAAAUUCUGACAAACUCCAAGCAUUGAUUAUACAAGAAUGGGUUGUCAUCAGUCAGGAUGUGGCCCAGAAGUUAAUUGACAGCAUGCCAGGGCGGAUUGCAGAGGUCUUGAAAAAGAAGGGUCAACACUGCAAAUAUUGACUCUUUGCAUAAACUUAAUGUAAUUGUCAAUAAAAGCCUUUGACACUUAUGGAAUGCUUGUAAUUAUACUUCAGUAUACCAUAUUAACAUCUGACAAACAUAUCUGAAAACACUGAAGCAGCAAACUUUGUGAAGACCAAUACUUGUGUCAUUCUCAAAACUUUUGACCACGACUUUCCAGAGUUCCUUGAUGAAAACCUACUCCAGAGCGCUCAGGACCUCAGACUGGGGCAAAGGUUCACCUUACAACAGGACAACGACCCUAAGCACACAGCCAAUACAAUGCAGGAGUGGCUUCGGGACAAAUCUCUGAAUGUCCUUGAGUGGCCCAGCCAGAGCCUGGACUUGAACCCGAUCUAACAUCUCUGGAGAGACCUGAAAAUAGCUGUGCAACAACGCUCCCCAUCCAACCUGACAGAGAUUGAGAGGAUCUGCAGAGAAGAAUGUUAGAAUCUCCCCAAAUGCACAUGUGCCAAGCUUGUAGCGUAAUUCCCAAGAUGACUCGAUGCUGUAAUCGCUGCCAAAGGUGCUUCAACAAAGUACUGAUUAAAUGGUCUAAAUACUUAUGUAAAUGUGAUAUUUCCGUUUUUGCUUUGUCAUUAUGGGGUAUUGUGUGUAGGUUGAUGAGGGAAUAAAACCAUUUAAUCAAUUUUAGAAUGAGGCUAAAACAUAACAAAGUGGAAAAAGUCAAGGGGUCUGAAUACUUUCCGAAGGCGCUGUAUAUCAGAGGAACUAGUAGUAGAAUAACCCAUGUAAUUGAUACAUACUGAGUACUACUAAUCUCCUUUCUCCUCCUCCCAUUCACAUCUUCCUCCUCUUUUUCCCUUCUUUCUAUCCUCCCCUCUUUCUCCAGGCUGAGAGAGAAGCUGAGGGAGAAACACUCUCGUCAUGUAGCCGAUCUGAAGGCUUACUAUGAGGCAGAGAUCAAAGUCCUCCGGGACAAACUGGACCUGAGAGACCUGCCUCACGACCUGGAGCAGAGCAACAACACACUCAGACAGAGGUAGUGGUGGAGAGUGUGGGUGGGUGGGUGUGUUUGGGUGAAGGUUGGUGUGUGUGUGUGUGUGAUCUAAGUCGUGGUUGUUGUAUUACCAGGUGUGCUCAGCUAGAGCGAGCUCUGUCUGAAGCCAGCAGCCGUAUCCAGGAGCUGGAGAACAAGAACACCAUCCUGGAGAAACAACUGGUAGGAUACUGUUAUACCCUUAGGUGUGUGUGUGUGUGUGUGUGUGUGUGUGUGUGUGAGACAAGCUCUGCUGUCUCUUUCAGGCUGACUGGCCGGAGCGCUACGAUACAGCCUGCUCCACGGCAACGUCCCUGCAGCAGCGAUUGGACGAGAGCAGGCAGUCAGGCAGGGAGAAGGACUCCUCGGCCGGCCGCCUCAGGACCCGUGUCCGGCAGCUAGAGGAGGCCUUGGAGAACGCCUGCAGAGAAACACAAGAGAAGGAGGCCAGGAGGGAGAGGGAGUACAAGAUGCUGCAGGACGUGAGUUCUGACGUUAUACUAGACUAGCUAAGGAAACCAACCGAAGUCUCUGGUCUCUGACCCUCUGGGAAAGACUCCUUUCUGGGUGUUGUAGUUUGGGUAAUGUCCUGCAGAACAUCUGGAGAACUGUACCUCUACGUCUCCUACACCAGUCUUUUUUUUUAGCAACUCUUUUAGUACCUGCUGAUUGUGGAAGGGACCUGGUAAUAGGCUAUUUGGCUGUAGCUCAAGGGUUUAAUAGAUACACUCAGGUGUGUGUGUGUGGUCAUGAUGACUCGGGUUGUGUGUGUUUUUGUCUUCCUAGCUUCUGGGAGAGUAUGACUCUCUGAAGAAAGACCACGAGGGGGUUAAGGUAACUGAUCUAUUCUAUUCUAUUAGUAUAAUCUAUUCUCCUUUUCUGUGUUAUUCCACCUCAAGAAUAACAGAUGACACGUUGUACUGGGACUAAUAUUCUAAAGUUUUUUCUCUAUCAACAGGACAACCUGGUGUCUACAGAGAACAAGCUGUGUAAUGCUAAUGAGCAGAUUUCUGAACUAAAAAGGUAACAUCAAGCAUCCAACACCAAGACCGGAAAACCAACAUCUACAGGAUAGAUAUUCUAGAUGAAUCAUGAACAGACCUGGGUUCAAAAACAGGCGUAUUUUAAGUAUUUUGAAAUAAUGUGGCCGAAAUCAACUAGUUCUAUUGGAAGUAUUUGAAGGUAUUUUCAAAGAAUGUCCUGAAAAUAUAAGCGUCUGUGUAUUUCCAAAUACAUUCCAAUAUUCAACUACUUGUAUUUUCAAAGAAGAAAUAUCCAAAUACCUAACCUGUUAAGAGUUACCAGCAGGGGUUUUGAUAAUAGAAAAAUGCAGUGAGUCAGUGGUUCCUCCUCCAGAAGCAAUUGCUUUGGAGUUGUUAAAAUAAUGUUUUGAUAUUUCUAUAUGAUCACUCCAUAAAUAAUCUAGACCUACACGCUUUUCAAAAUGAUUUCACAUGUGGCCUAUUUUAUAUGAUAUGCCUAAAUACUUAUAACCACUAGGCUAAUAAAUAAACAUGUUUUUCUUUUGAUUAUUUAAUUACCUACAGAAACUAUUCGUACCCCUUGACUUAUUCCAUAUUUUGUUGUUACAGCCUGAAUUCAAAAAGUGUUUAAAUUUUUUUGCCCACCCAUCUACACACGAUACCCCAUAAUGACAAAGUGAAAACAUGUUUUUUGAAAUUUUAGCAAAUGUAUUGAAAAUGCACUGUCUUAAAAUUAUCCUAAAACCUACUCUGAGCAGGGAGUUUUUGUUGUUGUCUUAAAACAAGUUUUAACAUGAUUCCUAUGACCUUUUCUAAGAUGCUUUGUUGAUACGGGCACAGAGUGACAGAUUGAAGAAUCCCUUUUGACUGAGAGAAUAGUUAUUCUCUUCUCUUGUUAUGACCGUCUAUUUUGGCAAACAAAGAAUAGAUGUAUCGUGUGCCAGCUUUUCUUUAUCAGUGUGUUUUGUCCCAGCACCGGUGGAGAUACUGUAUUUGGCAUGUGUCUAUCACCCACACACUCUUCCCUGUAUCUGUCUGUGGCCCUCUCCUCCUCAGGGUGAUAUGUAAGCUGGAGAGCCAGGUGAAUCAGCUUGAGCAUGAGAACCAGGCCAGGAAUCGCCAGGCUGUCCACAACCACACACAGCCCUCUGGAGCCGGGUAACGGUCUCCUCUCCUCCACAUAUGCAUCCAUGUUGUGCUGAUAUUAGGUCCCAAAGCAGGUCUGACAGUAGCUGUUGUUACUGUUAACCCUCUCCUGUCUGUCUGACUGUAGCUGCUGUUACUGUUGUUAACCCUCUCCUGUCUGACUGUAGCUGCUGUUACUGUUGUUAGCCCUCUCCUGUCUGUAGCUGUUGUUACUGUUGUUAACCCUCUGCUGUCUGACUGUAGCUGCUGUUACUGUUGUUAACCCUCUGCUGACUGUAGCUGUUGUUACUGUUGUUAACCCUCUGCUGUCUGACUGUAGCUGCUGUUACUGUUGUUAAUCCUCUCCUGUCUGUCUGACUGUAGCUGUUGUUACUGUUGUUAACCCUCUCCUGUCUGACUGUAGCUGCUGUUACUGUUGUUAACCCUCUGCUGUCUGACUGUAGCUGCUGUUACUGUUGUUAACCCUCUGCUGUCUGACUGUAGCUGCUGUUACUGUUGUUAACCCUCUCCUGUCUGUCUGACUGUAGCUGUUGUUACUGUUGUUAACCCUCUCCUGUCUGACUGUAGCUGCUGUUACUGUUGUUAACCCUCUCCUGUCUGACUGUAGAUGUUGUUACUGUUGUUAACCCUCUCCUGUCUGUCGGUCUGUCUGACUGUUGCUGUUGUUACUGUUGUUAACCCUCUCCUGACUGUCAGACUGACUGUAGCUGCUGUUACUGUUGUUAACCCUCUGCUGUCUGACUGUAGCUGCUGUUCUGUUGUUAACCCUCUGCUGACUGUAGCUGUUGUUAUGUUUAACCCUCUGCUGUCUGACUGUAGCUGCUGUUACUGUUGUUAAUCCUCUCCUGUCUGUCGACUGUAGCUGCUGUUACUGUUGUUAACCCUCUCCAGUCUGUCUGACUGUAGCUGCUGUUACGUUGUAACCCUCUGCUGUCUGACUGUAGCUGCUGUUACUGUUGUUAACCCUCUCCUGUCUGUCUGACUGUAGCGUUGUUACUGUGUUAACCCUCUCCUGUCUGACUGUAGCUGCUGUUACUGUUCUAACCCUCUCCGUCGACUGUAGAUGUGUGUUACUGUUGUUAACCCUCUCCUGUCUGUCGGUCUGUCUGACUGUUGCUGUUGUUACUGUUGUUAACCCUCUCCUGACUGUCAGACUGACUGUAGCUGCUGUUACUGUUGUUAACCCUCUCCUAUCUGACUGUAGCUGUUGUUACUGUUGUUAACCAUCUCCUGUCUGUCUGACUGUAGCUGUUUUUUCUGUUAACCCUCUCCAGUCUGUCUGACUGUAGCUGCUGUUACUGUUAUUAACCCUCUCCUGUCUGACUGUAGCUGUUGUUACUGUUAUUCCCCUCCAGUCUGUACCACCAUCCGGACCUGCUGCUGUCGCCCAGCAAACACCCUUGGCAACCAGAAUCCUCCUAUAGAAUUUCUCCUUGCCCUCGAACUGACCAAUCACACAGCACUAGGAAGUCUCCCUGUCCUCAAGCCGACCAAUCGCAGAGUUACAGGAUGUCCCCUUGCCCUCAAACUGACCAAUCAGGCAGCUCGGGUCACUUUACAGACCACACUGGCAGCAGGAGGUAUGAUUGUGGUUGCAGUGUUAAUUUUGGAAUACCUCCUCUUAAUCCCCUUUCCCCCUUGAUUUAACCCUGAUAAAAAAUCUGACCAGUUUAACACUCACCCAUGUCCUGUUUUGUCCUGUAGGUGUUCAUCCCCUCCAGAGCGUGAACAGGACCAGGGUGAGGGUGUGAGGGAGGCUCGGGGGCCUCUGACCCCACUGAUGAGGGCCCUGAUAGAGCUGGAUGAGAGCAGGACCACUGAGGACCAGGCCCCCUGUAAGACCAGCCACAGUACCACUGACUCACUCUCACUGGCCUCCUGUAAGACACACUCCUCAUCCCACAGCAGGCCCUCCACUCACUUACUAACUCAUUCUCUUCACUCCGUCCUCAGCACUGGGCUAGAACAGUGUAGCAUAACUCAGUCAUUGGCACCAGUCACACAGUUUCUGCUAACUUUAGCUUUUACCAUGGAGGUUGUAUUUCCCCUAGCCUCAGCCUUUUGGAUAUGUGUUUUUUAGUUAAUCUGAAACCAGCAUUUUAAGAUUUUCUGUUUCAUGAAAAUUGAGUGAUUUGCAAACUAACAUGAUCUUGGCAGUUCUAAGAAACUUUGCAGCUCUAAGCUGAAACAACGUUUUUGAUUCUCUAGUCUACUCUGAAGUCUUUUGCCUGUUCGUUCGUAUGUCUUUCAAUGAGGUUCACUCUGAAUGCAAGUGUUUUUCUCAAAUGUAUCGGUCAUUACGUUUGCUCAUGUUAGUCUGUUUUUGAGCUAUAUACUUUAACUUAUGUGGUGAUGAGAUGCAAGACAGAUUUCCCAAAAGGGACACAAUACAGAAUUAUUAUUAACUAGCUGUCUCUAUGUAUCUGUCUGUGUUGCAGGGUUGGGCAGCCGGAGGCCUAUUGUUGGCUUUAUAGAGAGAAACAACAGAGAACCACCAACACAGGACGGGGGCAGGGCUGUGGAGGACAGGGGCGGGACUGGACAUGAGAGUGGUGCUGCCGGAUCUGAAAGAGGCAUGGUCUGUCUGAAUAGAGGCAGGGAUGGACCGCCCCAGGGUGUGGCUUCUCCUGGAAGGGCUGUGUCUGGGACAUUCAGGGGUGUGUCUCUGCUAAGAGCCCAGAGAAGUCUGUCUCCAGAAGGCCACAGGUCCUCCUCUCUGCCCCCCCGCGCCCAGAGGGUCACCUUCCCCCCUACUACACCCAGUACGUCAUGUCAUUUAUUUUCUCUUCUCUCCUUUCACUGCUAUUUCCUAGUGUAGUUCAUUGUGUUGUGUUAUGGAACUAAUCUAGUGUUAUGUUGUUCUAGCUAAGAGAGAGACUCUGAUGAUGCCUCUGUCGGCUAAAUCCAGCCCCAAACGCUGUCCUACAGAGAACUACUCCACUGCCUUUGGCAAUCCACCACCACGACAACAGCAGCUACACAACAGGUACAGGUUUAGUACCCCUGGACUACAGGACCGGUCCUUAGCUGAAUCUAUGCACCCUUGAUUUGUUUUCCUACUGUUCAUUACAGGUGUGUCUUCUCCAGCUAUUGUCUCAUUUUCGAUUCCUGACGCAUUUUCCCUACAGUAUUUUAUAUGUUUUAGACUGAGUUCAGGUUUGUGAUUGUUUGUUUCAGGUUUGACGUGGCGUUAGACCAGAGACGCCACUCCUUCCACAACUCCAGCCCCAGGAAGAGACUGUUUUCAGAUGGUAACAUAAACAAUAUUGUUUUACAUUCCUGACACCUGGUUAGUGUGUUCAGUUGAAUAGUUCCCUAACAAUACUACCCUCUUUCUCUCUCCUCCAGCCACCCAGCGGUCAUCUGGUGGUUCAGUGGAGUCAUCGGGAAGUGUUGAGCCCCAGGAGGGUGUGUGUGGGCUGGGCUGGGAGGAGCAGGGGGCUGGGGUGUCAGGCUCAGACCUCCAGGACCCCGGGACAGACCUACAGACCAGGCUCCACUCCCUGGCCGACGCUGAGAGGCUGUUUGACGAACUCACUAUGGAGAAACAACAGGUGAGACAGACUUUUACAAGGCUCUUGUUAUUAGUUUAGACACUCACAAGACCAAGCACAAAAGGCAUUUUACCAUGCCUUUUACCCAUACCUAAACCCCUAGCCCUACCCUGAGACACCUGUAGAUCUGCAAAGAUUGGAUGGCCAUAAGCAAUGUAGUGGAAUUGGUCUAUCAGAGCAAUAUUACCAUAUAGCUCAUAUCCAUCCAAACCCUUUCAAAUCUACUGGAAGUUCCAAGGCACUGGGGCUAGGAGUUGAGUUUUAGUAACGUUGAUUCUAUUAUUGCACUGCACUGCUUCAAAUCAUAUUUUAUUGGUUGCAUACAUAUAUUUAGCAGAUGUUAUUGUGGGUGUAGUGAAAUGCUUGUGUUCCUAGCUCCAACAGUACAGUAAUAUCUAACAAUUCACAACAAUACAAACAAAUCUAAAAUUACAAGAAUGGAAUUAUGAAAUAUAUAAUAUUAGGAAGAGGACGUUUUCUACAUUGUAGAGUAAUAGUGAAGACAUCAAAACUAUGACAUAACACAUAUGGAAUCAUAUAAUAACCAAAAAAGUGUUAAACAAAUAAAAAUAUAUUUUAGAUGUUAGAUUCUUCAAAGUAACCACCCUUUGCCUUGAUGACAGCUUUGCACACUCUUGGCAUUCUCAACAGUCUUGAAGGAGUUCCCACAUAUACUGAGCACUUGUUGGCUGCUUUUCCUUCACUCUGCGGUCCGACUCAUCCCAAACCAUCUCAAUUGGGUUGAGGUCGGGUGAUUGUGGAGGCCAGGUCAUCUGAUGCAGCACUCCAUCACUCUCCUUCUUGAUCAAAUAGCCCUUACACAGCCUGGAGGUGGGUUGGGUCAUUGUCCUGUUGAAAAACAAAUGAUAGUCCCACUAAGGGCAAACCAGAUGGGAUGGCGUAUCGCUGCAGAAUGCUGUGAUAGCCAUGCUGGUUAAGUGUGCCUUGAAUUCUAAAUAAAUCACAGACAGUGUCACCAGCAAAGCACCAUCACACCUCCUCCUCCAUGCUUCACGGUGGGUACCACACAUGCGGAGAUCAUCCGUUCACCUACUCUGCGUCUCACAAAGACACGGCGGUUGGAACCAAAAAUCUCAACUUUGGACUCAUCAGACCAAAGGACAGAUUUCCAACGGUCUAAUGUCCAUUGCUCGUGUUUCGUGGCCCAAGCCAGUCUCUUCUUCUUAUUGGUGUCCUUUAGUAGUAGUCUCCUGAGUGGCGCAGUGGUCUAAGGCACUGGUCCUGGUUCGAAUCCAGGCUCUGUCGCAGCCGGCCGCGACCGGGAGACUCAUGGGCAGCGCACAAUUGGCCCAGCGUUGUCCAGGGUAGGGGAGGGAAUGGCCGGCAGGGAUGUAGCUCAGUUGAUAGAGCAUGGCGUUUGCAACGCCAGGGUUGUGGGUUCAAUUCCCCCGGGGAACCAGUAUGAAAAAUAUAUAUAUAUAUGUAUUCACUAACUGUAAGUCGCUCUGGAUAAGAGCGUCUGCUAAAUGACUAAAAUGUAAAUGUAAAAUGUUUCUUUGCAGCAAUUCGAUCAUGAAGGCCUGAUUCACACAGUCUCCUCUGGACAGUUGAUUUUGAGAUGUAUCUGUAACUUGAACUCUGUGAAGCAUUUAUUUGGGCUGCAAUCUGAGGUGCAGUUAACUCUAAUGAACUUAUCCUCUGCAGCAGAGGUAACUCUGGGUCUUCCUUUCCUGUGGUGCUCAUCAUGAGAGCCAGUUUCAUCAUAGCGCUUGAUGGUUUUUGCGACUGCACUUCAAGAAACGUUCAAAGUUCUUGAAAUCUUCCGGAUUGACUGACCUUAAUGUCUUAAAGUAAAGAUGGACUGUCAUUUAUUUUUGCUUAUUUGAGCUGUUCUUGCCAUAAUAUGGACUUGGUCUUUUACCAAAUAGGGCUGUCUUCUGUAUACCACCCCCUAUUUUGUCAAAACACAACUGAUUGGCUCAAACGCAUUAAGGAAAGAAAUCCCACAAAUUAACUUUUAAGAAGGCCACCUGUUAAUUGAAAUGCAUUCCAGGUGACUACCUCAUGAAGCUGGUUGAGAGAUUGCCAAUAGUGUGCAAAGCUGUCAUCAAGGCAAAGGGUGGCUAUUUUGAAGAAUCUCAAUUAUAAAAUAUAUUUUGAUUUGUUUAACACUUUUUUGGUUACUACAUGAUUCCAUAUGUGUUAUUUCAUAGUUUUGAUGUCUUUACUAUAAUUCUACAAUGUAGAAAAUAGUAAAAAUUAAGAAAAACCCUGGAAUGAGUAGGUGUGUCCAAACUUUUGACCGGUACUGUGUGUACAGACAUUUACAUUUUACAUUUACAUUUUAGUCAUUUAGCAGACGCUCUUAUCCAGAGCGACUUACAGUUAGUGAGUGCAUACAUUUUCAUACUGGCCCCCCGUGGGAAACGAACCCACAACCCUGGCGUUGCAAGCGCCAUGCUCUACCAACUGAGCUACAGACAGACAGACAGUUGAAGUCGGAAGUUUACAUACAUUAAGGUUGGAGUCAUUAAAACUCGUUUUUCAACCGCUCCACAAAUUUCUUGUUAACAAACUAUAGUUUUAGCAAGUCGGUUGGGACAUCUACUUUGUGCAUGACACAAGUAAUUUUUCCAACAAUUGUUUACAGACAGAUUAUUUCACUUAUAAUUCACUGUAUCACAAUUCCAGUGGGUCAGAAGUUUACAUACACUAAGUUGACUGUGCCUUUAAACAGCUUGGAAAAUUCCAGAAAAUGAUUUCAUGGCUUUAGAAGCUUCUGAUAGGCUAAUUGACAUAAUUUGAGUCAAUUGGAGGUGUACCUGUGGACGUAUUUCAAGGCCUACCUUCAAACCCAGUGCCUCUUUGCUUGACAUUAUGGGAAAAUCAAAAGAAAUCAGCCAAGACCUCAGAUAUUUUUUUGUUGUUGACAUCCACAAGUCUGGUUCAUCCUUGGGAGCAAUUUCCAAACGCCUCAAGGUACCACGUUCAUCUGUAAAAACAAUAGUACGCAAGUAUGAACACCAUGGGACCAUGCAGCCGUCAUACUGCUCAGGAAGGAGACGCUUUCUGUCUCCUAGAGAUGAACGUACUUUGGUGCGAAAAGUGCAAUUCAAUCCCAGAACAACAGCAAAGGACCUUGUGAAGAUGCUGGAGGAAACAUGUACACAUGUAUCUAUAUCCACAGUAAAACGAGUCCUAUAUCGACAUAACCUGAAAGGCCGCUCAGCAAGGAAGAAGCCACUGCUCCAAAACCGCGAUAAAAAAGCCAGACUACUGUUUGCAACUGCACAUGGGGACAAAGAUCGUACUUUUUGGAGAAAUGUCCUCUGAUCUGAUGAAACAAAAAUAGAACUGUUUGGCCAUAAUGACCAUCGUUAUGUUUGGAGGAAAAAGGGGGUUGCUUGCAAGCCGAAGAACACCAUCCCAACCGUGAAGCACGGGGGUGGCAGCAUCAUGCUGUGGGGGUGCUUUGUUGCAGGAGGGACUGGUGCACUUCACAAAAUAUACUGCUCCAAAAAAUAAAGGGAACACUUAAACAACACAAUGUAACUCCAAGUCAAUCACACUUCUGUGAAAUCAAACUGUCCACUUAGGAAGCAACACUGAUUGACAAUACAUUUCACAUGCUGUUGUGCAAAUGGAAUAGACAACAGGUGGAAAUUAUAGGCAAUUAGCAAGACACCCCCAAUAAAGGAAUGGUUCUGCAGGUGGUGACCACAGACCACUUCUCAGUUCCUAUGCUUCCUGGCUGAUGUUUUGGUCACUUUUGAAUGCUGGCUGUGCUUUCACUCUAGUGGUAGCAUGAGACGGAGUCUACAACCCACACAAGUGGCUCAGGUGGUGCAGCUCAUCCAGGAUGGCACAUCAAUGCGAGCUGUGGCAAGAAGGUUUGCUGUGUCUGUCAGCGUAGUGUCCAGAGCAUGGAGGCGCUACCAGGAGACAGGCCAGUACAUCAGGAGACGUGGAGGAGGCCUUAGGAGGGCAACAACCCAGCAGCAGGACCGCUACCUCCGCCUUUGUGCAAGGAGGAGCACUGCCAGAGCCCUGAAAAAUGACCUCCAGCAGGCCACAAAUGUGCAUGUGUCUGCUCAAAUGGUCAGAAACAGACUCAAUGAGGGUGGUAUGAGGGCCCAACGUCCACAGGUGGGGGUUGUGCUUACAGCCCAACACCGUGCAGGACGUUUGGCAUUUGCCAGAGAAUACCAAGAUUGGCAAAUUCGCCACUGGUGCCCUGUGCUCUUCACAGAUGAAAGCAGGUUCACCCUGAGCACAUGUGACAGACGUGACAGAGUCUGGAGACGCCGUGGAGAACGUUCUGCUGCCUGCAACAUCCUCCAGCAUGACCGGUUUGGCGGUGGGUCAGUCAUGGUGUGGGGUGGCAUUUCUUUAGGGGGCCGCACAGCCCUCCAUGUGCUCGCCAGAGGUAGCCUGACUGCCAUUAGGUACCGAGAUGAGAUCCUCAGACCCCUUGUGAGACCAUAUGCUGGUGCAGUUGGCCCUGGGUUCCUCCUAAUGCUAGACCUCAUGUGGCUGGAGUGUGUCAGCAGUUCCUGCAAGAGGAAGGCAUUGAUGCUAUGGACUGGCCCGCCCGUUCCCCAGACCUGAAUCCAAUUGAGCACAUCUGGGACAUCAUGUCUCGCUCCAUCCACCAACGCCACGUUACACCACAGACUGUCCAGGAGUUGGCGGAUGCUUUAGUCCAGGUCUGGGAGGAGAUCCCUCAGGAGACCAUCCGCCACCUCAUCAGGAGCAUGCCCAGGCGUUGUAGGGAGGUCAUACAGGCACGUGGAGGCCACACACACUACUGAGCCUCAUUUUGACUUGUUUUAAGGACAUUACAUCAAAGUUGGAUCAGCCUGUAGUGUGGUUUUCUACUUUAAUUUUGAGUGUGACUCCAAAUCCAGACCUCCAUUGGUUGAAAAAUUGGAUUUCCAUUGAUAAUUUUUGUGUGAUUUUGUUGUCAGCACAUUCAACUAUGUAAAGAAAAAAGUAUUUAAUAAGAUUAUUUCAUUCAUUCAGAUCUAGGAUGUGUUAUUUUAGUGUUCCCUUUAUUUUUUUGAGCAGUGUAGAUGGCAUCAUGAGGAAGGAAAAUGAUGUGGAUAUAUUGAAGCAACAUCUCAAGACAUCAGUCAGGAAGUUAAAGCUUGGUCGCAAAUGGGUCUUCCAAAUGGACAAUGACCCCAAGCAUACUUCCAAAGUUGUGGCAAAAUGGCUUAAGGACAACAAAGUCAAGGUAUCGGAGUGGCCAUCACAAAGCCCUGACCUCAAUCCUAUUGAAAUUUGUGGGCAGAACUGGAAAAGCGUGUGCGAGCAAGGAGGCCUACAAAUCUGACUCAGUCACACCAGCUCUGUCAGGAGGAAUGGGCCAAACUUAUUCACCCAACUUAUUGUGGGAAGCUUGUGGAAGGCUACCCGAAACGUUUGACCCAAGUUAAACAAUUUAAAGGCAAUGCUCCCAAAUACUAAUUGAGUGUAUGUAAACUUCUGACCCACUGGGAAUGUGAUUUAAAUAAAUAAAAGCUGAAAUAAAUCAUUCUCUCUACUAUUAUUCUGACAUUUCACAUUCUUAAGAUAAAGUGGUGAUCCUAACUGACCUAAGACAGGGAAUUUUUACUAGGAUUAAAUGUCAGUAAUUGUGAAAAACUGAGUUUAAAUGUAUUUGGCUAAGGUGUAUGUAAACUUCCGACUUCAACUGUACAUAGGGCAGCAGUCUGUAAGGUGAUUGGUAGAGUGACCGGGUGGUAGUCGGCUAGUGACAGUGACUAAGUUCAGGGCAGGGUACUAGAUGGAGGCCGGCUAGUGAUGGCUAUUUAACAGUCUGAUGGCCUUGAGAUACAGUGGGGAAAAAAAGUAUUUAGUCAGCCAACAAUUGUGCAAGUUCUCCCACUUAAAAAGAUGAGAGAGGCCUAUAAUUUUCAUCAUAGGUACACGUCAACUAUGACAGACAAAUUGAGAAAAAAAAUCCAGAAAAUCACAUUAUAGGAUUUUUUAUGAAUUUAUUUGCAAAUUAUGGUGGAAAAUAAGUAUUUGGUCACCUACAAACAAGCAAGAUUUCUGGCUCUCACAGACCUGUAACUUCUUCUUUAAGAGGCUCCUCUGUCCUCCACUCGUUACCUGUAUUAAUGGCACCUGUUUGAACUUGUUAUCAGUAUAAAAGACACCUGUCCACAACCUCAAACAGUCACACUCCAAACUCCACUAUGGCCAAGACCAAAGAGCUGUCAAAGGACACCAGAAACAAAAUUGUAGACCUGCACGAGCCUGGGAAGACUGAAUCUGCAAUAGGUAAGCAGCUUGGUUUGAAGAAAUCAACUGUGGGAGCAAUUAUUAGAAAAUGGAAGACAUACAAGACCACUGAUAAUCUCCCUCGAUCUGGGGCUCCACGCAAGAUCUCACCCCGUGGGGUCAAAAUGAUCACAAGAACGGUGAGCAAAAAUCCCAGAACCACACGGGGGGACCUAGUGAAUGACCUGCAGAGAGCUGGGACCAAAGUAACAAAGCCUACCAUCAGUAACACACUACGCCGCCAGGGACUCAAAUCCUGCAGUGAAAGACGUGUCCCCCUGCUUAAGCCAGUACAUGUCCAGGCCCGUCUGAAGUUUGCAAGAGUGCAUUUGGAUGAUCCAGAAGAGGAUUGGGAGAAUGUCAUAUGGUCAGAUGAAACCAAAAUAGAACUUUUUGGUAAAAACUCAACUCGUCGUGUUUGGAGGACAAAGAAUGCUGAAAUGCAUCCAAAAAACACCAUACCUACUGUGAAGCAUGAGGGUGGAAACAUCAUGCUUUGGGGCUGUUUUUCUGCAAAGGGACCAGGACGACUGAUCCGUGUAAAGGAAAGAAUGAAUGGGGCCAUGUAUCGUGAGAUUUUGAGUGAAAACCUCCUUCCAUCAGCAAGGGCAUUGGAGAUGAAACGUGGCUGGGUCUUUCAGCAUGACAAUGAUCCCAAACACACCGCCCGGGCAACGAAGGAGUGGCUUCGUAAGAAGCAUUUCAAGGUCCUGGAGUGGCCUAGCCAGUCUCCAGAUCUCAACCCCAUAGAAAAUCUUUGGAGGGAGUUGAAAGUCUGUGUUGCCCAGCGACAGCCCCAAAACAUCACUGCUCUAGAGGAGAUCUGCAUGCAGGAAUGGGCCAAAAUACCAGCAACAGUGUGUGAAAACCUUGUGAAGACUUACAGAAAACGUUUGACCUGUGUCAUUUCCAACAAAGGGUAUAUAACAAAGUAUUGAGAAACUUUUGUUAUUGACCAAAUACUUAUUUUCCACCAUAAUUUGCAAAUAAAUUCAUAAAAAAUCCUACAAUGUGAUUUUCUGGAUUUUUCUUCUCAUUUUGUCUGUCAUAGUUGACGUGUACCUAUGAUGAAAAUUACAGGCCUCUCUCAUCUUUUUAAGUGGGAGAACUUGCACAAUUGGUGGCUGACUAAAUACUUUUUUUCCCCACUGUAGAAGCUGUUUUUCAAUCUCUCGGUCUCAGCUUUGAUGCACCUGUACUGACCUCGCCUUCUAGAUGAUAGCCGGGUGAACAGGCCGUGGCUCGGGUGGUUGAUGUCCUUGAUGAUCUUUUUGGCUUUCCUGUGACAUCGUGUGCUGUAGAUGUCCUGGAGGGCAGGCAGUGUGCCCCCGGUGAUGCGUUGGGCAGACCUUACCACCCUCUGGAGAGCCCUGCGGUUGCGGGCGGUGCAGUUGCCGUACCAGGCGGUGAUACAGCCUGACAGGAUGCUCUCAAUGGUGCAUCUGUAAAAGUUUCUGAGGGUCUUAGGGGACAAGCCACAUUUCUUCAGACUCCUGAGGUUGAAGAGGCGCUGUUGCGCCUUCACCACGCUGUCUGUGUGGGUGGACCAUUUCAGAUUGUCAGGGAUGUGUACACCGAGGAACUUGAAGCUUUUCACCUUCUCCACUGCGGCCCUGUCAAUGUGGAUGGCCCAAGGCCCCGAGCUUAAUGAUGAGCUUGGACGGUACCAUGGUGUUGAAGGCUGAGCUGUAGUCGAUGAUGUAGUCAUAUUUUAUUGAUGGUGUAUAUCUAUCAACGACAGAGGCAGUCCUUUGACAUCACACCUCACUAAUCUCUAUUGGAUCUGUUAUACAGUAUUACCUGGCUUUAUGAUUUUACAACCACUCCUCUCUCAAUUACUUCUAUUUAUAGCUGGGUUCAUACAGUGGGGAAAAAAAGUAUUUAGUCAGCCACCAAUUGUGCAAGUUCUCCCACUUAAAAAGAUGAGAGAGGCCUGUAAUUGUCAUCAUCUGUACACGUCAACUAUGACAGACAAAAUGAGAUUUUUUUUCUCCAGAAAAUCACAUUGUAGGAUUUUUAAUGAAUUUAUUUGCAAAUUAUGGUGGAAAAUAAGUAUUUGGUCAAUAACAAAGGUUUCUCAAUACUUUGUUAUAUACCCUUUGUUGGCAAUGACACAGGUCAAACAUUUUCUGUAAGUCUUCACAAGGUUUUCAUACACUGUUGCUGGUAUUUUGGCCCAUUCCUCCAUGCAGAUCUCCUCUAGAGCAGUGAUGUUUUGGGGCUGUCGCUGGGCAACACGGACUUUCAACUCCCUCCAAAGAUUUUCUAUGGGGUUGAGAUCUGGAGACUGGCUAGGCCACUCCAGGACCUUGAAAUGCUUCUUACGAAGCCACUCCUUCGUUGCCCGGGCGGUGUGUUUGGGAUCAUUGUCAUGCUGAAAGACCCAGCCACGUUUCAUCUUCAAUGCCCUUGCUGAUGGAAGGAGGUUUUCACUCAAAAUCUCACGAUACAUGGCCCCAUUCAUUCUUUGCUUUACACAGAUCAGUCGUCCUGGUCCCUUUGCAGAAAAACAGCCCCAAAGCAUGAUGUUUCCACCCCCAUGCUUCACAGUAGGUAUGGUGUUCUUUGGAUGCAACUCAGCAUUCUUUGUCCUCCAAACACGACGAGUUGAGUUUUUACCAAAAAGUUCUAUUUUGGUUUCAUCUGACCAUAUGACAUUCUCCCAAUCCUCUUCUGGAUCAUCCAAAUGCACUCUAGCAAACUUCAGACGGGCCUGGACAUGUACUGGCUUAAGCAGGGGGACACGUCUGGCACUGCAGGAUUUGAGUCCCUGGCGGCGUGGUAAGCUUUGUUACUUUGGUCCCAGCUCUCUGCAGGUCAUUCACUAGGUCCCCCUGUGUGGUUCUGGGAUUUUUGCUCACCGUUCUUGUGAUCAUUUUGACCCCACGGGGUGAGAUCUUGCGUGGAGCCCCAGAUCGAGGGAGAUUAUCAGUGGUCUUGUAUGUCUUCCAUUUCCUAAUAAUUGCUCCCACAGUUGAUUUCUUCAAACCAAGCUGCUUACCUAUUGCAGAUUCAGUCUUCCCAUUCUGGUGCAGGUCUACAAUUUUGUUUCUGGUGUCCUUUGACAGCUCUUUGGUCUUGACCAUAGUGGAGUUUGGAGUGUGACUGUUUGAGGUUGUGGACAGGUGUCUUUUAUACUGAUAACAAGUUCAAACAGGUGCCAUUAAUACAGGUAACGAGUGGAGGACAGAGGAGCCUCUUAAAGAAGAAGUUACAGGUCUGUGAGAGCCAGAAAUCUUGCUUGUUUGUAGGUGACCAAAAACUUAUUUUCCACCAUAAUUUGCAAAUAAAUUCAUAAAAAAUCCUACAAUGUGAUUUUCAGGAUUUUUUUUUCUCAAUUUGUCUGUCAUAGUUGACGUGUACCUAUGAUGAAAAUUACAGGCCUCUCUCAUCUUUUUAAGUGGGUGAACUUGCACAAUUGGUGGCUGACUAAAUACUUUUUUUCCCCACUGUAUAUUCCCCCUCUUCUUUCCUGUCCUACUCUGUCCCGCUCUGCUCUGUCCUGUCCUCUCCUGCUCUGUUAUGACUGAAGGGUGCUAUCUUCUUUCUCCGCCCCUUUACCCUUCAAAAGCCUUAAAUAUACUCCCGCCUCUGCCUUGCGCAACACAUACACACACAACUCAGCGCCUGCUUGGUUAAUCUGAGUGCUGUGAAAUUGUUUGUGCGUUGGUUAGUUAAUAUAUUUAUUUAUUGUUGUUAUUAAUUAAUUAAUUCAUUUGGGUGUGUUUUGUGCAGAUUGAGUCAGCGUUGAGCCGGAUGCCUGGAUCUGGUGGGAGGGUGAGCCUGCAGACCAGGUUAGAUGAGGUAAGGUCACAGUCACAGUCACACCAAACCUGCAAGGCCUCAUUACAUAUUAGUGAAGCGCGAUUGGGUCUAAAUGUCAUCUUUUUGUUGUUAUGAACGUGUUUGUUUGAUAAAGUGGACUCUUGUGAGGUAAUUGAAUAGUAUUUUCAAUCGAACACAACGUAGAUGGGAUCUUUGUGUACAGUAUGUGUGAAUGUUUAUGCUAUUCCAGCUAAAUGACUGUUCCUCUACUCCCAGGUGGCCUUAGAGAACCGUCUAGAGAGUGUAAAUCGUGACCUGGGUUCCAUCCGCAUGGCCCUGAAGAGGUUCCACGUUCUACGCUCCUCUGCCAACAUAUAG
This is a messenger RNA of Coregonus sp. 'balchen', 28508 nucleotides long. Lineage: Eukaryota; Metazoa; Chordata; Actinopteri; Salmoniformes; Salmonidae. The record is from the annotation of a GenBank genome assembly.